Messenger RNA from Mytilus trossulus (common blue mussel), 958 nucleotides. Its product is annotated as glucose dehydrogenase [FAD, quinone]-like. Lineage: Eukaryota; Metazoa; Mollusca; Bivalvia; Mytilida; Mytilidae. The transcript has 6 exons. Gene Ontology annotation, molecular function: oxidoreductase activity, acting on CH-OH group of donors; flavin adenine dinucleotide binding. The coding region runs from base 125 to 958 and encodes 277 amino acids. The record is from RefSeq and is a predicted model, not a curated record.
GAUCCCAGUGUUGGCAAACUUGCCUGUUGGUAAAAAUUACAAAGAUCAUCAUUCCUUAGUAUUGACCUACUCGAUUAACACUACACUUACUUCAAAUAGUAACCAGGACGAUAUUGCAGAAAAAAUGGAAUAUAUACUCCACAGGAGAGGACGAUACAGUUCAACAAUUGAUGGACAUGUGUUUUCAAAGAUGUCAAUGAAAGGUCCCAAGAAAGCCUACCCAAAUAUACAGAUAGAAUUUCUUAGAAGUGCAGGAGACAUUGGAGGAGACCCAAAUUCUUUAAUUGACGAGAUAAGACGUGAUCUUCAACCUAGAAGACCUGAUUAUGGAUUUGCAGCACUGAUAUACUCUUUACAUCCAGAGAGUAGAGGAUUUCUGAAGUUAAAGAGUAGGAAUCCAUUGGUUUCGCCGCUGAUAAAUCCAAAUGCAUUCUCGCAACCUAUAGAUGUUUCGAAGUUAAUUUCAGGCAUCCGUCUCGUGCAAAGUUUUGAAAGAACAAAAGCAUGGAAAAGCCUAGAUGCUAGGUUAAUUCGAAUGGAUUCUACAAACCAUUGUGAUAGAUCACCAUUUAACACAGAUGCCCACUGGGACUGUAUAAUCAGACAUUUUGCAGACAACGGAGGGCAUCAAACCGGUACUUGUAGAAUGGGUGCAAAGUCGGACCCAACCACUGUGGUUGACCCUUAUUUGCGGGUAAAAGGAAUACGAAAUUUGAGAGUAGUUGAUGCAUCAGUGAUGAGAAACCUCCCAUCUGGUAACACACACGCCCCGACUGUGAUGAUUGCUGAAAAGGCAGCAGAUCUAAUUAAGGUAAAAGAAAUGCGAAAUUUGAGAGUAGUUGAUGCAUCAGUGAUGAGAAACCUCCCAUCUGGUAACACACAUGCUCCAACAGUGACGAUUGCUGAAACGGCAGCAGAUAUAAUCAAACCGGCACGGACAUUACAAACAUACACAUAA